AUGUCGAUGCUCGAUCGCGUGACGGCGGCGAUAGUCGGGCAUCUGUUCAUGGCGGCGGACGGCGCGAUGCUUGGCCUCGGUAUCUCAUAUGCGGCGUACUGCAGCUUUCGGAAGUACUCUUCCACGUCGUCGGCCCUACGCAAAAUCCGCCAGGCGCCGACGGUGGAACCCUCCGACAUCCGCUCCGUGCUUUUCGACGGAGAUGGUUCCAGAGGCUAUGAUGAAUCCGACUCUUCCGUUUCGUGUUCCGACGGUGGGAAAUUGGUCGUCGUCAGGGGUACGGUCGAGGUGAAAUCUGCCGUGGAGAAGGGGAAUUGGAAGAGUAUAGAAGGCAGUAACUUGGUUGUGUCUCCGGAAACUGGCGACGAGGGCGUUCUCCUCGAGCGAGUUUACACUUGUAUAUACCAUGAGUUGAGGGGCAUCUUUCGGUGGCCCAAUGACAUACGGUCCUUGCUCUCAAAUUCCUUGAAACCACAGGGGUCUUCCUCCAUAAGAAUGGUUCCAUUCAUCCUUGUGGAGGGGGAAAAACAACCACAUCACUCUGAUUAUCUUAUUGUCAACAUGGAAGGGUCAAAGCAUCCUCUGCCACUUAUUACUGUUUUUAGCGACGUGCAGCCUCUUAAUUCUUCUCCUUACACUUUUCUUCAGGCUCUUCUGGGUCUUGAGUAUCCCGUUGGGCUACUUCAUGAAGAGAAAAUACUUCCUCUGGGGAAGGAUAUCACUGCUGUCGGUGUUUGCAAUCUUAAAGAUGGGAUUCCUGAGAUCAAAUCGUGCGAAGAUCUUCCUUAUUUUCUGUCCGAUUUGAACAAAGAUCAAAUGGUAGCCGAACUUUCAACCAAGCGUAAUGUGCUGAUGUGGAGCGGGCUGGUUUUCAGUUCUGUAGCUAUUGGCAUCCUUGGUUAUUGCAUUGCAAGAAACUGGGUGAAAUGGAAAGCACGCAGGUCCCGACAGGUAGACAACUCCGCGGAUAUCCCGUCAGAUGCUGAGGUGGCAGCAUUGGACGAGGAAUCAGGUGAAGUUCCUGAUGGCCAGCUGUGUGCUGUCUGCCUGCUGAGAAUGCGGCGAUCGGCCUUCGAUCGGCCUUCAUCCCAUGCGGGCACCUCGUCUGCUGCCAGCGCUGUGCAUUGA
Messenger RNA from Striga hermonthica, 1128 nucleotides. The record is from the annotation of a GenBank genome assembly. NCBI's taxonomy places the organism in Eukaryota, Viridiplantae, Streptophyta, Magnoliopsida, Lamiales, Orobanchaceae.